Osmia lignaria (orchard mason bee) is the source of this 3851-nucleotide messenger RNA. It is a transcript of the gene Usp16-45, whose product is annotated as ubiquitin specific protease 16/45. Gene Ontology annotation, cellular component: cytosol; nucleus. Gene Ontology annotation, biological process: protein deubiquitination. NCBI's taxonomy places the organism in Eukaryota, Metazoa, Arthropoda, Insecta, Hymenoptera, Megachilidae. Gene Ontology annotation, molecular function: zinc ion binding; cysteine-type deubiquitinase activity. The record is from RefSeq and is a predicted model, not a curated record.
ACCGAGGGAGAUCCUAUCAUAGAACCUCCUCUCCUCAUCCCUAAAAGAACGUAGACAAAUAAGGCGCGCAAUGGAAUGCUUCUUCCCUUACACGCUCCCCUGAAGUUAAAUUUAUAGUAUUUAAUUUUACUAUAGUUGUCAAUCCUGUUAUUCAGCAUUUUAGUUCUAUAGUUCCUAAAUGUGUAACCGCGAGCACGGUAUAACAACUCAUAAAGCAAUAUCAGUUCUGACAGUAAUUUUUUGACGUAACAUUUUUCUUAGUUCAUUAUAAAUAAGUAGUGAUUAGCUCGUAAGAAUAUUUCUUCCCUCAAUGCAUCAAAAUAUAAAAGCCAAUGAAACGUAAUAUUAUCCGUUAGUAGUCUGAUUUUGGUUAGCACGAUCAUUUUUUCGAACGGUUAUAACCAAAUUUCCGCCUGUUUUCUAUUUAGUAAACUAUUAAAUUUACGUAGCGAGGACAAAGAAGCGUAGCAAUUAAAUUCCAUGCAAUUUGAAAAUAAGUCGAAAUGAGUAAGAAAUGGAAUCGACAUUCAGAUUCGAAUGGAGAACUGAGCGAUGGUUCGAUUCAUUCAUGUGAUGUACUCCGUAUUACAGAUUGCAACUGUUCAUCCAUUGGGAAAGCAGUUAAUUUUAAUGAAAUGAAGAAAUGUGGGAUGAAUAUAAAAUGUACAACAGGUUGUAAAGAAUGUACAAGUGAUUCAAAAAAACCUAAGGAAGAGGAAUGUGCAAUGAGCUCUAGGAUGUUAAUUUGCUUGGAAUGUGCGCAUCAAGGUUGUGGAAAGAAAGAGUCUGAACAUGCUUUAGAACAUUAUAAAAAGCUGCAUUGUGACUCAUGUCAUUCCAUAGCUGGGUUUGGUUCAAGCUUUUGGUGUUUUGAUUGUGCAGUAGAAAUUCAAAACGAGACUACUAAUGUAGAUAAGAAAGAGCAAAAACAAAUUUUAUACAAUCUUCCUAAAGUAGGGGGCUUAAUGAAUUUGGGAAACACUUGUUUUUUCAAUGCAGUUUUACAAUGUUUAGCACAAACACCUUUCUUAGUGAAGGUCUUAGAGGAUUUACGUCUUCCCGGACAAAAAUUCGUUUUGCCAGGAGGAAAGCACAAACCUGCCAAUAGCUCAGAAGAAGUUGAACUGCCUCCAAUAGAAGGCACUUUAGAAGGCUGGGGCAGUUUCACUUCAAUUUUAUGUAAGACACUUAUAGAAAUGCAAAAUUCUGACGGACGUCAAGCUUAUCGUCCGUCCGAGAUAUUAAAUUCGUUUAAGAAGAAAACUAUGCAGUGUAUGGACGGUGGACAACACGAUUCACACGAACUUCUUAGACAUCUUUUAGAACUAGUUCGAAAUGAGGAUCUUAGGAGAUAUCAAAGUAUAAUUUUAAAAGAAGUUGGUUUGAAUGAAAAAACUAAUCCAGAAAGAGUAGAAAAUAGCCUCAAAUCUCGGGUAAAAUUUUAUGGAAAUCAGGCUAGCGCAAGAUUACUUGGGCCGGAACUUGUUUUUCGUGGAGUUUUAGUUUCGACGUUAGAGUGUCUUGACUGCCAUCAUACAUCUCAAAGUAUGGAACCUUUUCUAGAUCUAAGUAUACCGGUGAUGGCUGACAAACCGCAACCACCAGUUUUGAAGAAGAACAGUGGUUUUGAUGAUACUUUCAACGUUAUGGGAAAUAAUAUUUCACAUACACCCUCAAAAUAUCAACUGAAAAAGGAGAAGAAGCCUGUUCGAAAAAAUCGGAAAAAUAGAAAACAAGAAAAUCGGAAUCAUGACAAUGACGAUAAUUUUAUAUCUGAUAAGAAUAAUAUUGCUGAAGAGAACAAUGGCAGUAUACGUGAAUCAGAAAAGGGUGAUGCAGAUGUAGAAGAUAACGUAGAAGCAGAUCACUUUAGUACAAAAAUGUUACCCGGCCCAAGUCCAAUGAAUACAUGUGUAACGAAUUCACCACAAGGAAAAACUUUGGACGGAUUGGAUAGUUCGGAGAGUGUAGAAAACGAAAGUGGAAUCCAAACUGGAUCGUCUUUUUCUACAUCUUUAGUUAUGAAUUCAGAUUUAACGAGUCCGACGGUUCCAACAAUUAGUCUUAGUUCAGUUACGUCUAAAGAAAGUCCAAAUAGUCCUGUUUCUGGUGUUACAAAUGGGGAAAAUUUAGAAAAUAUUAAGAGACCAUUGUCCAGACUUAAUCUGAUCGAACCAGUUGGUCCUAUUGAACAAGAGGAAGAAGAAGAAGCUAUUUGGGAUGACUGGAAAGCAAGGAGGAAAACGGAAGAAUAUUCAAGCGAAGUUAGUAAUGGAAUCAAUGGUAUUACAUCUGAAAUUUCAAAAAUAGGUAUCAGUUGCAAUCUUCAGCAAUCACCUACUAGAUAUCCAACUAAGGAAGGAGAAUAUUCAAUACAGUCAUGCUUAAAUCAAUUUACGGCAUUAGAGUUGAUGAGUGGUAGCAAUAAAGUUGGUUGUGAGGCUUGUACUGCCAGAGAAAAAAAGGUAAAAGAAAAUUGUAAGAUGAUAUGUACUCCAAGUACAAAACAAUACCUGAUCUCUCGAGUACCUGCGGUUUUGAUUUUUCAUCUGAAACGUUUUCAAGCACAACGAACCGAGUUCCGAAAAGUUUCAAGACACGUUUCGUUUCCUACGUUACUUGAUCUAGCACCUAUUUGUAAGAAUCAUAAGAAACCUAGGGUUUAUGCACUGUAUGGGGUUGUUGAGCAUAGUGGAACUAUUCGUGGUGGACAUUAUGUUGCUUAUGUGAAGAGUCGAUUACCAUUAAAACCAGACGAUCCUCGAUGGUCAUUUUUACCGCCAAAGGAUCCCCAAGACACGCAAGAGAAUUCAUGUUCUUCGAGUUCUGAUUCUGAAACUGAAGAAGCAACUGCAACCCUUUCAUCUGCAGUGAAACCGCCACCUGGAAAAUGGUAUCUUAUUUCGGAUUCUAGAGUAUCAGAAGUCGAUGAAAAGACUGUACUGCAAAGCCAAGCUUACCUUCUCUUCUACGAGAGAAUUUUUUGAACAUUAUUUAUUAACAGCCGCUAAAGUAAAUCACGAGGAACUUGAAUUUUACAACAGUAAAAUACAAAUAGUGAAAGAGAUUUUUAAAUUCUAUGAACUUCGAUUGUUUGAACUGAUCAAGAACAAUAUACGAAGAGAUUUACUUCUGAAGCUAUGGACUUUAACAGAGAACAUUAUAACUGUGGGAUGUAUAGUUUUUUUAAUGGUACCGAUCAGAACCUUUUAUUAAAAUUGUUUUUCAUUAUAUUUAAAAUUGUCAACUGAAUAUUGUAUAGCAUUUUCUAAGUGUUAUUUUAAUCUAUAUUACGAUCAAUAUUAUGAUCAAUAUUUAAAAUGCCACUAUUAAAUACUUGUGUGAACUUCUGAUAAUGAAUGCUGUUUGUACUUUGAUACUUACACUUCGUCAAAGUUAUAAAAAUUUGUUGCACUAGUUAAAUGAAACAUUUUAAAUAAUAGAUAAUAAACAUUGCAUUUAAAAUCUAUAAGUGAAGGUAAAUAUUUUUAUCAAGAAUUUUUUGAAAUUAUACUAACUAAUAAUAAGUAUAAAAGUUCGUGUACUACACUUCCAAAAAUUGUUUAUAAAUAUAUUACAACGUUUAAAAAAAAAAUAGAGUUUAAAUACGUACAUAAAGUGAUAAAACAGCAAUCAUUACUAAGAUAUGGUUAACAAAAGGAAUAAGGACAAUUGUAAAGCCAUAUGAAUGAAUAAAAGUGAAAUUUAACUAUUGCUAUUGAUUGAAACAAAAGUUUCCACAAUUUUAAUUUUUUUUUUUCUUUUUUAAGAGGAAUUUAUUUAAGAAACAUUUUUUUUUAUUUUAACCAUUUUUAAAACUUGGAUAUUCCCUCAUAGCAUUCAAUUUAUAG